UGACAGGUCAGUCGGUGAGUUGUUUUUUUUUAAAGGGGGGGAGCCGUCAAGUUGGCGACACUGUCGUACUGUAGUCAGGAACCUGGGCUCCGUGUUUUGUUGAUUUUGUUGACUCGGAUCCGAAUUCGCGACGGUCAUUUCGAAGGAUAUCCAUCUCGGUCCCGCGCCUGACGGACGUCAUCCCGUUUUAAGACCGGACCCGUUUCGACCCUGUGAUGUGAUAGGCGGGGGGUCGAGACGACACCGAUCCGGCGACACCAGGACAGGGACGUUUGUACCAUCUCGACGGACCCCGAGCCGGCCAGGGCGACAAGCGUCGCCUCGACGACCCGGAAGGGCGAGCCGAUACCUUCGGACACCGAUUUACUUCGAAAUGGAACGGGAAAAAGGCCGACGCGAACUCUAUUAAGACUAGCCCUCCCCGAGUCGUUUCCAACUAAGAUAUGGAUAGGUAUGUAACAAGAAUUGGUGAUGUCACCAUCCAGAGGGUGGUGCCCAAGGAUGAUAUGGCACCUGAAUCGCACACGGGGCUCGAAGAUGAAGAAGAGGAGGAGGACGACGUUGAGGAGGAAGACGAGGAGGAAGAUGGGGAAGCCUACAAGGCAGAUGACCCGGUUCAAGAUGGCGCCAAUCCAUCCGACCAGGUUGAAAACAUGGAUGAGAGCAUUCCGUGCCACGAAAGUGCGGACAUUGACGGAGUCCCGGUCGAAGAGCAUGAGGUGCUUGAAAGCCUUGAGAACGCCAGUGGCGAGGUAGCGAGCGUCAUGGACAGUUCUGAGCUGCUUCGCAAUAUCAAAGAAGAACCCAUGGAACAAGACAUGGCCCAAGAUCCAACUAGCGAGGAAGACAGUACGGCGAAGGAUCACGACGAAAAAGAAGUACCUGAACACGACGAUGAAUCAACAAAGAGGAAACAAGACUCUGAUUUGGAAUCCGAAGUCGGAUUGAAAAAGAAGAAACAAGACGAGGACAAUGAGACUGAUAAAAAAAAAGCUUUGAACAUGAGGCGGAACAUUCGCGAAGUCAUGGAUGAAAACCAACUCGACGAGGCGACUCUCGCGGCGCAACGGCAGGAGAUGGAGCGUCUGCGUAGGGUGCAAGAUCAACAGAAAUAUCUCAGAGAUGUGCAAAGGCAGAUGCAGAUCAACAGGCAGAAUCACAAGACGCAGUCCCGCGUCAUUUCGCUCCUUCAGGGUAACACGUCGAUGUCUGUGCUGAAGGGUAAGUCGGCCGCGUUCGGUGCGCAGGCUUCGGUGCCCGUCAAACCGAGUGGUUCAGUAUCGCUCGUUAAACUCGGAUCCGAUGCUCCACCGCAGGUCCUGGACAAAAAGGUGCUAGAUGCGAUAAGGGGCGAUAGGUCACAGUCGCCUCCUUCCAACACCAAGCCAGGCCUAAUGAGGACGCUCGGUAGCAAGCACAUGGUCACACCGAGUGUAACCAUCGCUCCUGUCAAAUCGACUCCUUUCGCUAAAGAAAAAAAAGAUACACGUGCACCAGAUGUCGUUACGAUAUCGUCAUCGGACGAUGAUGAAGAACGAGGGGAGGCACGAGAGGAGCGGCCCUCUGAAGCAGUGACCCGGCUAUCCGAUGACGAUGACUGCAUCGUCCUCUCAGACCCAUCGGACGACGAAGAGGAGGCCGACGUCGACCCUACAAACUCUGGCAUGCACACGAAUGACCUUUUCAACACGCCGGACGAACAAGGCCGUGUCCUUAUCAACGUCGGCAAGCAGGAGGGCGAGCCCGAGAUCUUCCUUGCUCCACAAAUCGCCCGGAUAAUCAAACCUCAUCAAAUUGGAGGUGUGAGGUUUCUUUUCGACAACGUAGUGGAAAGUGUUGAAAGGUUCAAAAAUUCCACUGGAUUCGGCUGCAUACUCGCGCAUUCAAUGGGCCUCGGGAAGACACUUCAGGUCGUCUCAUUCUGCGAUGUCUUUCUGAGGGAGACAACAGCGAGAACCGUAAUGUGCAUCAUGCCGAUAAACACACUUCAAAACUGGGUCGCCGAGUUCAACAUAUGGCUGCCGAUGGAUGCGACAAAUUCCCCGCUCGCAGCCCAGGGUGAGGUCAGGACGAGGGACUUUCGUAUAUUCGUUCUGAACGACUUCCACAAAACGAUUGUUUCAAGAUCUAAGGUCGUUGCCGAGUGGCAGAGAGAAGGAGGUGUACUGCUCAUCGGUUACGAGAUGUACAGGCAGUUGUCAUUGAAACGUUCCGGCCGAGUACGAAAGGGCAAAAAACGCCCUCCAGAUGAAGACAUGGAAGAUGAAAAAAACAAACCACUAAUUGAACAAAUGCAUGACGCUUUGGUCAAACCCGGCCCAGAUCUGGUGAUAUGUGACGAGGGGCAUCGUAUAAAAAACUCACACGCUUCUAUUUCGCACGCUCUGAAGCAGAUCAGGACAAAGCGUCGAAUCGUCCUUACGGGCUAUCCGUUGCAAAACAACCUACUGGAAUACUGGUGCAUGGUCGAUUUCGUCCGUCCGAAUUACCUCGGGACAAAGACCGAAUUCAGCAACAUGUUCGAAAGGCCGAUACAGAAUGGGCAGUGUAUAGAUUCGACACCACAGGACAUCAGGCUGAUGCGCUAUCGAGCUCAUGUUCUUCACUCUCUCCUCGAAGGUUUUGUACAAAGGAGGAGUCAUUCUGUGCUUAGGAACACACUGCCGCAGAAGGAAGAGUACGUUUUGUUAGUUAGGAUGACUCCAUUUCAAAGGAAGUUGUAUGACACUUUUAUGAAUGAGGUUGUUAGAACUAAGGCCGUGCCGAACCCGUUAAAAGCAUUUGCUGUCUGUUGUAAGAUAUGGAACCAUCCUGACAUACUUUACAACUUCCUCAAAAAGAGAGAGAUGGACGAGCUUCAAGAUCUGGACAUAGAUGAGACGGCAGUCAUGGCGCAGCGUGCCGCCGGCCAGGAAGCGGCGCAGCCAACGUUGUCGCCGCGAGGCCGCAAAUCGGACAAGAAGGGCAAAGGGGGCAAGAAAGCCCAGGCGGUCGCCGUACCAAUGAAAUCCCCUGUUGUCGCCGCCGUCCCUCCUACGACUUCGCAGUCACAAGUCGAGGUGAAAACCGAGGAGUCGAAUACGUUCGACGGCUUCAACUACUACCAACAGUACAACAAUAAUUCUCGCAAUUUCGAACAGCCGCCUACGUCUUCUGCGCCAACUUCUUCAAACUACAACUAUCAGAAUUACAAUUACAACUAUAACAAUUACAACUAUAAUGAAAGCAAUUACAAUUAUAACAAUGAGUACAAUUAUAAUAAUAAUUAUUAUCAGCAGCAGCAACAGCAACAACAGUCACCUCAAGGGCAAGGUUAUAAUUAUAAUUAUCAAGGUAGGCAGGUCAAAACGGAACCGGGAACAGAAAUUGAUUUUAAGAACAUCAAAAAAGAAGAGAAGAAAGAAGACGUACUUAAACAGACGUUCUGCAGGGGUUUAAGUGGUGGCGAGGUAGUCUUUAACCAGUCUUCGUACCAGAAUCAGUACGAGGAAAGGGCGCCGUUCCAAGGUGGGUUUGAUUUCAACCAGUUUGGCCAGAAUUUCGGAAGCAGGAACCAGUCGAGUUUUAACUGGAACCAGGAGUACGACGAGUUCCAAGGCGAUAAGAAGAAAUCGCCUGGAAAGAAGGCAAGCCAGGAGAAGAAAGACUCGUUCAUGCAGGACGAGUAUUAUAGGAACGACGCCUUCAGUGGGGAUUACUGCACCGACAAGAAACGUGAGAACCAGGUAGGUAUGAAUUUUGAUACGGGCCUAAUGGGUCAGCAGAGGGAGAUGCAGCAGAAUUUUGGCUAUCAGAAGGACGAGAUCAAAUGCAAUCAGAGAGGCCAGUACGAGCAAGACAUGAUGCAAAAUCCGGUCAAUGAACAAAAUCAGGAUAUGCAGAACGUUCAGAUGAUGGGCAGUGGGCUUAACAUGCCAGGGAAUUCGGGUAUGCAGAAUCAUUCAGCGUAUCAGCAAGCAUCAGGUUAUCAGGGCAGUCAGAAUCAGAUAGACAUGCAAAACAUGGCUGUUCAUAAGCAUAAUCAGAUUGGCUACGGGAAUCAACAGCAACCGGCACCUGCGCAGGUUCAGCACCUGCCGGCGAAUAAUCCCACGGUGCAAAACCAGAUGUUAGAUCAAACCGGUAGCCAGAAUUCGACAAGUCAAGGUGGACAUCAAAUGGCGCACCAUCAAGCCAGCCCGGGUUCACAGAUGCACAUGGGUCAUCAUCAGAUAAACAGUACACAGGGAUUGGCUCAGAACAUCCACCAUCAAGGCGUGCCGAUAAACGGUGCGAACACUCAGAACCAAGUUCAAAUUCAUCAGGCCGUGCAGGGAACGCCGAAUCAGUCAGUGCAGGCUCACCAGAAUGUUCAUAUGAUGAAUACGACCGUGAACACUCCGAACCAAAUGAUGCACCAAAAUAUGCCCGACUCUUCUGGUCAAGUGAUGCAGAUGCACCAAAAUAUGCCUAUAUCCGGUAACACGCUGAAUCAAACUGUGCAGAUGCAUCAGAACAUGCCGAUGUCUGGCAACGCGCCAAAUCAAUCUAUGCAGAUGAACAUGUUGAGCAACAAUCAAGGCAUGCCAAUGACCUCGAGUGCGUCAGUCCCACCGAAUCAAAACGUGCUGGCUCACCAAAGCAUACCUAUGACUUCAAACCCGACGAAUCAAGGGAUGCAGAUGCAGCAGAAUAAUUCGAGCACGGCCAUCACUCCGAAUCAGAGCAUGCAAAUCCAUGUGAACAUGCCGUCAAACAACCAGGGCAUGCAGUUGCACCAGAACAUGUCAAAUCAAGGCAUGCAUAUUCACGAAAGUAUGCCUAUGUCAGCAAAUGCUCUGAACCAAAAUGUACCGAUGAAUGCAAAUCAGUCGAACGUGCUGAAUCAAAUUGGCAACCAAAGUUUGCAAAUGCAAGCCAUGGUGCCGAACAGCAAUCCAAACAAUCAAACCUUAAUGCACCAAAGUGGUAACCUACCUGGUCAAAGUAUGUUGCACCAAAAUGGAAACAACACAUCUGGUCAGAAUAUGCAAAUGCAUCAGGGCAUGCCGAUUACUUCAAGCGCAUCAAUUGCGCCAAAUCAAAUUAUGCAUAUGCACCAAAGUGUGCCAGUAAACAACACUCCGAGCAAUCAAAAUAUGCAAAUGCACCAAAGCAUGCCUGCAAACAAUAAUCCAAACAAUCAAGGUGUACCGAUGACAUCAAGUGCAUCUAUUGCACCAAAUCAAGGUAUGUUAAUGCACCAAAGUUUGUCUACAAACAAUCAAGGCAUGCAAAUUCAUCAAAGUAUGCCGAUGACUUCAAACGCAUCCAUCACACCGAAUCAAAGUAUGCAGAUGCACCAAAACGUCCCAAUGAAUACAAGUUCAAACAAUCAAAGUAUGCAGAUGCAUCAAAAUAUGCCGAUGACUUCAAGCUCAUCUGUUGCGCCAAAUCAAAGCAUACAGAUGCACCAAAGCGUCCCGAUGAAUACAAAUUCAAACAAUCAAAGUAUGCAGAUGCAUCAAAAUAUGCCGAUGACUUCAAGCUCAUCUGUUGCGCCAAAUCAAAGCAUGCAGAUGCACCAAAGUGUCCCGAUGAAUACAAGUUCAAACAGUCAAGGUAUGCAGAUGGCUACGAGUGGAUCGGUUGGGCCAAAUCAAAGCAUGCAGAUGCACCAAAGCCCAAUGGGCGCACCAAAUCAAGGUUUGCAGUUCCACCAGAAUCCAACGAAUCAGUUGAAUCAAGGGAUGCCAUUACACGCAUCUCAUCAGCAGAACGUACCCCAAGGGUUGGCACAAACAAACCAGCAGAGCCAAGGUACGCAGAUGACACAAAAGGCAGAUGGCGGUACAAAGCCGGACGGCUACCACGAUUCGUACCAGGUCGACUACCAGGCCGAAAAUGACAAGAGAAGGGGUGAUUUCUACCAUCAGGGCCAGUACUACAACCAGAACUUCCCCGACUUUGCGAAUUUCCAGAACUCGUACUCGUAUGGCCCUCAGGCCGGGCCUUCCGGCCUCGGUAAGACGGAGCAAAAGGAGAAAAGGGGAAUGUCGUGCCAGACGGACCCGAUAGACAAGGACGACAAGGUGCCGUAUGACAAGGCCGAGACGGAAAAACGGCUUUUCGAACAGUGGGACAAAGAAGAGGGUGGCAAGACGAAAGACGAUGGUGCACCCUCUAAAGACAAAAAGGAAGAGGAGUCGCCCAAGAAACUGGAAGCCGCGCCUCCAGUGCACAAACCGGCCAAAGAAGAACCCGGAAUUCCUUAUGACUGGGCAACAGAACUGCUCAAAGGAUACGUCCCAGGUGAUAUAAACUCUUCGGCGAAGAUGGCAGUGUUUUUCUGCAUACUCGAAGAGUCGAUCGCGCUCGGAGAUCGUAUACUGCUCUUCUCGCAGUCGCUCUUCACGCUCAACCUCAUCGAGGAGCUACUACAACAACAGCAGGUCUACGGGAAGACGGAAAAAUGGGCGAAGAAUAUCAACUAUUACCGACUUGACGGCAGUACGACAGCAAUAGAAAGGGAGAAGCUGAUCAAUGAGUUCAACUCAAAUCCAAACCUUCACCUCUUCCUCGUAUCGACGAGGGCCGGCUCGCUUGGGAUCAACCUCGUCGGCGCCAACCGCGUCAUCGUGUUUGAUGCCUCCUGGAACCCUUGUCACGACACCCAGGCUGUGUGCCGCGUCUACAGGUAUGGCCAGAAGAAGCCUUGUUUCGUCUACCGCCUCGUCACGGAUAAUUGUCUCGAGAAGAAAAUCUAUGACCGGCAAAUUAACAAACAAGGAAUGUCCGACAGGGUGGUUGACGAGUGCAACCCCGACGCCCACCUGAGCAUAAAGGAGGUGACUUCGCUCUGUUGGGAUGACAAGGAAGAUGAGACGCUCAGGGACUUCACGGACCUACAGGACAGCUAUAUCGACGUAGUUAUACAGAAGGUGCUUCAGAAGCACUCGUCGCUCCUUAGCAAGGAGCCAUUUCAACAUGAAUCCCUUCUCGUCGAUCGAAAAGAGAAGAAAUUGUCCCAGGCAGAGAAGAGGCUGGCGAAGAGGAGCUAUGAACUGGAGAAACAAGCGAGCACGAGCACAUCGCGCCCUCCUUACUACAAUAAUCCCGUCAACUCGCAGGGCGCGAUAAUAAGGGGUCCGGACAAGCCGAUGGCGAGCGUUAGGCCGAUGCAGUCCGAAUUGAGCAGCCAACUGGUGAGGGACGGCGGGCCCCGUCAACGAGGCUGGAUCCCCGCGUCAGUCUGGCAGCGGCAAGGGAUGUCGGCGCAGGAGAUGACCCUCCCUCUAGACGUCGUCAUACCGACAAACGCGCCCGAUCGGUCAUCCAUCGUCCUCAAAGCCGGGCAAAAGGUGAUGGUGCUCAAAUCGCCGAAGGGGAUCUACAUGCAGCUCGAAAACGGGAAGAUCAUCGCGAUAAGGACGGCGUUCAAGGUCAAAGACAAGGAACAGCAACAGCAACAACUACAGCCCAAAAAAGGGUUGGAUGUUAGAGGGAGAGGGUCUUUACCAAAUUUGAGGAAUAACAACGUUACGAUAACACCGACGAGGCCUUCGCCGCACAGGCCACACCGUCCGGUGAGGGCGGUCGGGCCAGUCACGCGCCCACCGGUGACGGUGACGGUGACAAGAAAACGGCCCGUUGGGAUUCCGGGCGUUCCGGAAGCGCCGACCGUCCUCGAGGAGAGCGGCGAUUCGGACGAAGACGGGUCGCCUGCGGCCAGAGGGAAGGAAUACCCCGCCCAGCCGGUUAGCGGCGCCCCUUUCCCCGACGUGUUCCGGCCCGCGACGAGUGGGAGCGGCACGUCGUUCGAUCCUCCGCCCGACUACCCGGCGCCGCCGUACGACCAGCGCCCCGACGAGAUGAAAGGCCAGGAGAAGGGUUUCCAGCCGUACUACUACCCCCCUACGUCCAACUACUACAAGCCGUACGAGUACCCCGGGCCGAACCCGUUCACGGCGGCCGCGGUCGCAUCGUCGAGGAACUUCGACCCGUACUACCCUACGCCAUAUUACCCGCCGUUCAUGUCGUCGCAGUAUAUGAACACCGCUGGCCAGCCUCCCAGCCAGCCGCCUCCGCCGCAAUAAGACAAAAUUCAAACAGCACAGAAAUUAAUUUAAUUUGUACAAAAUUUUGUAAAUUUUCUUUUUUUUAUUUAAAAAAAAUGCUACUCUACAACAACAAAAAAUCAAGUUUUAUAUUUACAUGAUUUAAAAAAAUAUAAUAUUACAAACGAUAAAGUCUAUCGUUAAAAAUAUAUAUAUAAAAAUGUUACAAUUUUAUUUUAUGUAUUUUUAUUGUUUUUUAACAUAUUUUAUUCCUUUAAAAAAAUCCUUUUUGUUGAAGGUAGUUGUAUUAUUUCUUUUUUUUUUUUUUUUUUCAAUCUUAAUUUAUAUAAAAAAAAUACAAAGACCCGCCAGUUAGGUUAUAAUGCAAUAGAUAAGUCAUAAAAGCAUCAUUAGAACAAUUUAUACGUAAAAAACAUAAAAAAAAUACAAAAAAUCGGCUGUAAGUAGUUUACGAUUAAUAUAAAUAUAUAAAUUCAUUAAUAAAUAAUAAGAGGAAUGAUGUGAACGUGCUAAAAAAAGGAAAGAAAAAUACUGAAUAGCUUUCCAUCAACUUUCAUUGUAUUAUAAACUAGUGAGAAAGAGAGAGAGAAAUUGGAUGGAUAAUUAAUAAGAAAACAAUGUUAAAAAUUA
Molecule: messenger RNA, 8666 nt
Organism: Cimex lectularius (bed bug)
Lineage: Eukaryota; Metazoa; Arthropoda; Insecta; Hemiptera; Cimicidae
Exons: 21
Coding region: 444-8054 (2536 amino acids)
Cellular component (GO): nucleus
Molecular function (GO): ATP binding; ATP-dependent chromatin remodeler activity; ATP hydrolysis activity
Source: RefSeq, a predicted model, not a curated record